AAAAACCGGACCAACAAGUCUGAAGUAACCGGUGCAGAAUGAGACUAGAAUUUCGAUACGAUUCUGCUGAGUAACUGGGGACGAAAUAUGCUUAAAAGAAGGAUUAAUUUUAGUGAAGGCAAGACCCUGGUUCAUUGGUUCAGAUGCAACAUUGGUGAGGGAGCUAUUGCACUCGCUGAGACUACAUGAUUCAGCACCACCUGAUAUUGCACUACGGAAAGUGUUUUUCAACCGUGUAUAAUCUCUCCUCAACUGUUUCUUUCACCUUGUUAUCGUGGAAUUUGAAUUAAUCCGAGUGCUUGUCUGAGGUGGUUAUUCAGUUUGAAACUCUGUUUACUGUGUUUCUUGUAAUCUUCUUAUACGUAGUCUUAUACAAAGUAUGCUCCCAUUUGAUUUCCUUUUGUCGUACGAACUAAAAUACUGAGAAAUUUAUGUCACUGAUAUGCUAUUAGACAAGGCAGCUACUUGCAAUUACAUCUCUAGUUCCCUUUAUGGGAAGAAUACGAUCUAAGCACAUGGCGGUCUCUUCUGUGCAAACUAAAUGUUAAGAGUGUGGGUUUAGGUUUAUACAGUCCCCAUUAUUUCAGAAGCUUCAUAAAUUGUCUUAUGAUUUUUUGAAAUUUUGAGUAUAAAAUAUGGACUUAUAUUUAUCUAUCCGAAUCAUACAGUUCAAUCUGUGGCUCACUGGUUGGACCAGUGACCCGAAAUCAUGACUGAGCCGGGUUUUGUAAUAUUGGGAUACACUAUACUUCUUUUAAUAUUUGUGAAACUUUACUUUCAUCCUCAUACAGAUAUCCCGUAACAUCAUCAUCAUUUAACGAGUUAGUCCUAUUUUGUUCAUAGACUGGACAGGUACUGUACCAUCAGGAUGUCGCCAUGUUGUCCAUCUGCGGAGAUGGAAUUGUCUGUGCUUGCGGUGGAGAACAUACUCAGGUACAGCUUCAGGAACAAGAAGCUUUUAGAAGAAGCCCUGACCCAUCCCUCAUUCCCCAACGCCAUCUCGUACCAGCGCUUGGAGCUCCUUGGUGAUGCCGUUUUGGGCCUGACCAUCAUCAACCACCUCUUCCUUGUUUACCCCACCCUUGAACACGGCCAACUUUCCCUCCUCCGCGCUGCCAAUGUCAGCACUGAGAAGCUUGCUCGCAUCACCAUCCGCCAUGGCUUCCACCGCUACAUCCGACACAAUGCCCCUGCUCUUGUUCACAAGGUAAGGGAGUUUGUGGAGGCUGUGAGUGAAGAGGAUGAUCCUGUUGCCCAUGGUGGAUCGGUGAAAGCACCCAAGGUUCUUGCUGACAUUGUUGAAUCUGUCGCUGCUUCUGUCUACGUCGACGUUGAUUUUGACCUUCAAAAAACAUGGGUGAUAAUUAGAGGUCUUUGGGAGCCAUUUGUGACGCCAGAUGAUUUGGAGCAACAACCCCAACCAGUGACAAUGCUCUUUGAGAUCUGCCAAAAGAAUGGGAAACAGGUUGACAUCAAACAUUGGAGAAAAGGAGCGAAAAGCAUUGCCAGUGUGUUUGUUGAUGGACGAUUUGUUGCCUCCGCUUCCUCAGACCAGAAGGACAUUGCAAGGCUUGAUGCUGCUAAGGUUGCCUUGGAUAAACUAGCACAUUUAGUGCCUGUAAGUACCAUGAUGCUUGACUAUUGUGCUGGCAUUGAUGGUACCUUUGAGAUUGAAGCAGCCAAACAUAAGUUACACGAGCUUUGUGGGAUGAAAAAAUGGCCCAAACCAGUAUACAGCAUUGAGAAAGAUGCAGGUCCUCCUCAUGAAAAGAAAUUUGUCUGCUCUGUUCAGAUAGCAACGGUAGAUGGUAUACUCCAAAUGUCAGGGGAUGAAAAAUCUCGGGUGAAAGAUGCAGAGAACUCUGCAGCUUCCUUUAUGAUUUGGGCCUUACAAGAACGGGUCAAGAAUAACUCCAAGAGGUUUUGUAGCGUCAGGACAACAUCAUCUUGUCCAUCUGCGGAAAUGGAAGUGUCGGUGCUUGCGGUGGAGAACAUAAUUAGGUACAGCUUCAGGAACAAGAAGCUUCUUGAAGAAGCCCUGACCCACUCCUCAUUCCCUGACGCUGUCUCCUAUGAGCGCCUAGAGCUCCUCGGCGAUGCCGUUUUGGGCUUGGCCAUCAUCAGUCACUUGUUCCUUGCUUACCCCACCCUUGAUCCCGGCCAACUUUCUCUCCUCCGCUCCGCCAAUGUCAGCACCGAGAAGCUUGCUCGGGUCGCCAUCCGCCAUGGCUUCCACCGCUUCGUCCGCCAUAACGCCCCCGCUCUUGUUCACAAGGUAAAGGAGUUUGUGGAGGUUGUGGCUCAAGAGGAUGAUCUUGUCACCUAUGGUGGAUUGGUGAAAGCUCCCAAGGUUCUUGCUGAUGUUGUUGAGUCUGUGGCCGCCGCUGCUGUUUAUGUCGAUUUCGAUUUUGACCUACAAAAAACAUGGGCGAUAAUUAGAGGUCUUUUGGAGCCUUUUGUAACGCCAGAUGAUUUGGAGCAACAACCCCAACCAGUGACAAUGCUCUUCGAGAUCUGCCAAAAGAAUGGGAAACAGGUUGAUAUCAAACACUGGAGGAAUGGAGACAAAAGCAUUGCCAGUGUCUAUGUUGAUGGACAAUUUGUUGCCUCUGCUUCCUCUGACCAGAAGGACAUUGCUAGGCUUGACGCUGCUAAGGUUGCCUUGGAUAAACUUGCAAAUUUGGUGCCUGUAAGUACUAUGACGCUCAACUAUUGUGCUGGCAUUGAUGGUACCUUUGAGAUUGAAGCAGCCAAACAUAAGUUACACGAGCUUUGUGGGAUGAAAAAAUGGCCCAAACCAGUAUACAGCAUUGAGAAAGAUGCAGGUCCUCCUCAUGAAAAGAAAUUUGUCUGCUCUGUUCAGAUAGCGACUAUAAAUGGUGCACUCCAAAUGUCUGGGGAUGAAAAAUCUCGGGUGAAAGAUGCAGAGAAUUCUGCAGCUUCCUUGAUGAUUCGAGCCUUACAAGAAUGUAAUUAUUGUCUGUGAGAUUUGUGUUGUAAUUAUUGUAUAGUGUGUCUCUCAUCUCCCGUGGUAGCUUCAAGACAAGAUCCUUCACCUCCACAAUGAAGGAAGACUUCAUAGUUGUUACAAUACAACAUGACAGGAAAUGGUUACUUAGUAUGUGGUUUUGCUACUUCGUAUGACACAAUUUAACCGUAGUUGCAGUGAACUUCCCAACGGAUUUUUGAUAACUGGAAAUUUGGCGUUUCCAUGAGCGUAUGCAAAGUAAUUAUUGUCUUUGUA
This is a messenger RNA of Gastrolobium bilobum, 3244 nucleotides long. RefSeq names its product ribonuclease 3-like protein 2. NCBI's taxonomy places the organism in Eukaryota, Viridiplantae, Streptophyta, Magnoliopsida, Fabales, Fabaceae. Bases 869 to 2986 code for a protein of 705 amino acids. The transcript is spliced from 7 exons. Gene Ontology annotation, cellular component: nucleus; cytoplasm. Gene Ontology annotation, molecular function: ribonuclease III activity; RNA binding. Gene Ontology annotation, biological process: siRNA processing. The record is from RefSeq and is a predicted model, not a curated record.